AUGAGUGCUUCGUGCAAUCUUGUCGCAUUUGCAUCUCUUCUCUCUCGAUCUCGCGCGGCGACUGAUUCCGCCUCGGUGUGGUCGCUACCCAUUGAAACGGGCACCCUUGCCCAUCUUGCCGUACAACAAGUCUGGACGACAGCGGUCCCAGUGGGCCAUACCGAAGCCCCUUCUGGGGCGGAAUGCCUCAACAGUAAGGUGCUACUUGGUGCGCGUCGUGUUCGUCGCCACGAAUGUCCGAGGCUGGCAUACCAACGACGGCCGUGGGAUCAAGCGACUUCAUCAAUGGAUACUUUUGCGGUAGUUAGUUGGUCAGCCGAGACUGUGUCCAUGUCGGAGCCCGUCUUUUAG
Molecule: messenger RNA, 351 nt
Organism: Purpureocillium lilacinum
Lineage: Eukaryota; Fungi; Ascomycota; Sordariomycetes; Hypocreales; Ophiocordycipitaceae
Source: RefSeq, a predicted model, not a curated record